ACAUGUUUCACCUCGUUGUUUCCUUCUCCUCUGUUUCUUCAUCUCUCUAUCCAAUUUCCACUCUCUCUCACUCUCGCUCUCUCUACACACAUUAACACAAUCUCUCUCCCUCCCUCCCUCCCUCCCGUCUCUCUCUCUCUCUCUCUCUCGUGUCUCUCUCUCUAUCUCCACAGAUCUUAUUGAUCAACUGCAGACGUAUACGUACAAGGACUUGUACGUACACAUUAAUUGCGCCUAAUUCUAUCAGAUCCAAACCCUAAACCUCACAAUUGAAAGCUGGAGCAGCUAAAAACGAUCGGGAGGGAGCUCGCCAUGGGCUCCCAAGGCGGCUUCGGCCAAUCCAAAGAGUUCCUCGACUUGAUCAAAUCAAUCGGCGAGGCGCGAUCCAAAGCCGAAGAAGAUCGCAUCGUUCUGCACGAGAUCGAGACGCUCAAACGCCGAAUUAUCGAGCCGGACAUUCCGAAACGCAAGAUGAAAGAGUACAUCAUUCGAUUAGUUUACAUCGAGAUGUUAGGUCACGAUGCUGCUUUCGGAUACAUUCACGCUGUUAAAAUGACUCACGAUGACUCGUUGUUGUUGAAACGGACUGGUUAUCUUGCGGUGACGUUGUUUUUGAAUGAGGAUCAUGAUUUGAUAAUUUUGAUUGUGAAUACAAUUCAGAAGGAUUUGAAGUCGGAUAAUUUUUUGGUUGUGUGUGCGGCAUUGAAUGCGGUCUGUAGGUUGAUUAAUGAGGAGACGAUUCCAGCUGUGUUGCCACAGGUUGUGGAGUUGUUGGGACAUAGUAAGGAGGCGGUGAGGAAAAAGGCAGUUAUGGCUUUGCAUAGGUUUUAUCAGCGCUCUCCUUCUUCGGUGUCACAUUUGGUGUCGAAUUUUCGUAAGAGGCUAUGUGAUAAUGAUCCAGGGGUGAUGGGUGCGACACUAUGUCCUCUUUUCGAUCUUGUUUCAGUAGAUGUUAGUUCCUACAAGGAUUUAGUUGUAAGCUUUGUGAGCAUUCUCAAGCAAGUAGCUGAGCGAAGAUUGCCGAAGGCUUAUGAUUAUCACCAGAUGCCAGCUCCAUUCAUUCAGAUCAAGUUGCUGAAGAUACUAGCACUUCUCGGUAAUGGUGACAAGCAGGCCAGUGGACAGAUGUAUACUGUUGUUGGUGACAUAAUGAGGAAGGCCGAUACUACAAGCAAUAUAGGGAACGCCAUUUUAUAUGAGUGCAUCUGCUGUGUUUCAUCUAUUUUUCCUAAUACAAAGUUAUUGGAAGCUGCAGCCGAUGCAAUUUCCAAGUUUCUAAAGAGUGACAGUCAUAAUCUGAAGUAUAUGGGUAUUGAUGCCCUUGGUAGAUUGAUAAAGAUAAGUCCAGACAUUGCUGAGCAGCACCAACUGGCUGUAAUUGACUGCUUAGAGGACCCAGAUGACACUUUGAAACGAAAAACUUUUGAACUUCUGUAUAAGAUGACAAAGUCCUCUAAUGUGGAAGUCAUCGUGGAUCGAAUGAUUGAGUAUAUGAUAAACAUCAAUGAUAAUCAUUACAAAACCGACAUAGCUUCCAGGUGUGUUGAGCUUGCUGAGCAAUUUGCACCAAGCAACCAUUGGUUUAUCCAGACCAUGAACAAAGUCUUCGAGCAUGCUGGUGAUUUAGUAAACAUUAAGGUGGCACAUAACUUGAUGCGGUUGAUUGCUGAAGGAUUUGGAGAAGACGAUGAUACUGCUGACAGUCAACUGAGAUCAUCUGCUGUAGACUCCUAUUUGCGCAUCAUCGGAGAACCAAAACUCCCAUCAGCAUUUCUCCAGGUCAUAUGCUGGGUGUUGGGGGAAUAUGGAACCGCAGAUGGAAAAUAUUCUGCUUCUUAUAUCACUGGAAAGCUAUGUGAUGUGGCAGAGGCACAUUCAACUGAUGACACUGUCAAGGCAUAUGCGGUAACCGCGCUUAUGAAGAUAUACUCCCUUGAGAUAGCUGCUGGGCGACAAGUUGACAUGCUGCCAGAGUGCCAAUCUUUAAUCGAAGACUUAUGCGCAUCGAGCUCAACGGAUUUGCAACAACGUGCUUAUGAGCUUCAAGCAAUUAUUCGCUUGGAUGCUCAAGCUCUUGAAAAUAUAUUGCCACUGGAUGCUAGCUGUGAAGACAUUGAGGUUGAUAAAGGGCUUUCAUUCCUCAACAGUUAUGUCCAGCAGUCUCUGGAGAAUGGGGCUCAGCCCUAUAUUCCUGAAAGUGCACGUUCCGGGGUUUUAAAUAUGAGCAACCUUAGAAGCCAUGACCAACAGGAAACUUCAGGUCAUGCUCUUAGGUUUGAGGCUUAUGAACUUCCAAAACCCACCAUGCCCACAAGUAGACCUGCUACCAUAAUGCCCUCAACUGAGCUUGUCCCAGUACCCGAGCCAUCUUAUACGAGGGAAAUACACCAGACUCCAGCAGUGCCAUCUAUUUCUCACAGUGGAUCAGCAGAAUUAAAGCUUCGACUUGAUGGGGUUCAGAAGAAGUGGGGAAAGCCAACAUAUUCAUCUCCAGUGCAAUCAACCUCAAACUCUGAUUUUCAGAAGACUGUCAACGGAGCAGCUCAACCUGAUGCUACAGGUAGUACAAAACAAAAGGCACGGGAUGUAUCCCAUGAUAUAAAAAAACAGGAAGUUGAAAUACCCUCAGAAAAGCAAAGACUCGCUGCUUCUUUGUUCGGUGGUGUUUCUAGGUCUGAGAAGAGACAAACUGCUGCUGGCAACAGGGGGGCUCCGAAGGCAAACAGCGGUGCAACAGAAAGUCCUCACAUGACCAAGGUAGCUACUUCAUCUGAACCCAGUACAGUGAAGACCGCUCCUGUCCAACCUCCUCCAGACUUGUUGGACUUUGGAGAAUCAACUGCAACAAGUGAUGCCCCUUCCACGGAUCCGUUCAAGCAGUUGGAAGGUUUAGUUGAUGUAACACAAGAUGGAUCAGCUGCGAAUUCUGGUUCAGUUGCUACUAAAGCAUCUGAUUUUAUGUCGCUUUACAGUGAGAGGCCUGGCAAUGUGCCAAGUAAUCUGAUCGAUCCUAGUAUUGAUGUUAAUAUGAGUUCAGGUCUAUUAAAUGCAAGCAACAAUUUUGACCAUGGUGCAGGCGUGGUGGCACAGUCGCCUCAAUCAGCAAAUAAAGGUCCAAAUCUUAAAGAUGCUUUACAAAAGGAUGCUCUAGUGAGGCAAAUGGGUGUGACCCCUACAAAUCAGAAUCCCAACUUAUUCAGAGACUUGCUUGGCUGAGUUUAUAUGAAGGCAAUCUUUAAUUAAGAUUGUUACAACUUGUUGAUCAUUGAACAUAUUGUACAAUGUCACAAGCCAAACUUGCAAGGGGAACCACAAGUGCCAUCGGCAUCCGAGCCUCUUUAAAAUCUUUCUACAAUGUAGGUUGUAUGCAUGGUAAGUAAGGAAUUGUUUUGUAGGGCGGUAUAUUGUUAUCAGAAAUAGAUGAGUUGAAUUUUUGGUCGCUGCUUGAAUCAGACAGUUCUGUCUUUAAUGUGUUCUGUUGAGUGCUUUCUUGGCUAAUAUCACCAAGCGCCACACUUGGGUGACUUGGGUGGGAUUAUCCUCUGUUGUACGAGCCCCUUUUUUUUCUUCCUGAUAUUUUUAGUACCCUUAUGUUGAGACAACUUUUCCGUUGCAUAGUUAUAUUGUAGUACUAUCACCAUUUAUAAAGGAACCUGUUGGUUUAGUUGUAUUUGAAUCUUUAGUGAUGUAUUCUUGCCUGAAUUUGCUGUUUGCAAAUAGCAUGUAGCGGAUGAGUAAUGUACGUAGCCAUGUUAAAGUUUA
Molecule: messenger RNA, 3762 nt
Organism: Daucus carota subsp. sativus
Lineage: Eukaryota; Viridiplantae; Streptophyta; Magnoliopsida; Apiales; Apiaceae
Product: AP-4 complex subunit epsilon
Exons: 11
Coding region: 313-3216 (967 amino acids)
Biological process (GO): intracellular protein transport; vesicle-mediated transport
Cellular component (GO): AP-4 adaptor complex; membrane coat
Molecular function (GO): cargo adaptor activity
Source: RefSeq, a predicted model, not a curated record